This is a messenger RNA of Brenthis ino (lesser marbled fritillary), 216 nucleotides long. The record is from the annotation of a GenBank genome assembly. Lineage: Eukaryota; Metazoa; Arthropoda; Insecta; Lepidoptera; Nymphalidae.
AUGUCAUCGACGCAUAUAUUUAAUGUGGAAAUGACUUGUGAAGGAUGCUCUGGAGCUGUUGAAAGAGUACUUAACAGAUUAAAGGGUCAAGGUGUAGAAAAUAUAUCAAUAUCUUUACCAGAGCAAAAGGUUACUGUAACAUCUUCUCUUAGUUCAGACCAAUUACUAGAAGUCAUAAAAAAGACUGGGAAGAAGACUUCUUAUGUUGGUACACAA